CUUCUCUAAGGGUACCUUCUCACCCCCUUGUCUUCUACCUGAGAGGGAGCACAGAACCAAAGAGCCACUUGAGUCAAGACUGCUCCAAAGGAGGGAGAGUGGAUCCCGCCUGCUUUCCAUCUUUCUACCCUGCAGCAGCAGGAUGCUGGAUACCCUGUAUGAAUCAUUUUGGAGAACUGAAUACUGGAUCCCCCCUGGGUACACAUGGGCUGAUUUGGAAGAUUCAGAUGGCAUCACAUACCCUCAUCCCAAAGACCUCCUGGCAGUCAUUCCCCUGACAUUUGUUUUAAUAAUCAUUAGAUGUGGCACUGAGAGGUUCAUAGGGCUGCCCUUGUGUAGAGCCUUGGGUGUGCGUGACCCCAUCAGGAUGAAGGUUACUCCCAACCCCAUACUGGAGUCAUUUUUCCAGAGCCGGAGUAAGAAUCCCCAAAAGGAUGAGCUGAGUAACCUGGCCAGUCAGUCUAGCCUCUCUGUGAGGCAAGCUGAGUGCUGGUUUCGACGUCGCAGAAAUCAAGAGCGACCAUUAAUAAGCAAGAAAUUCUCUGAAGCCUGUUGGAAAUUUUUAUUUUACUCCAUUUCUUUCUCCGACGGCUUCUUCAUCUUCUACAAUAAAACCUGGUUUGGCCAGCCAGAGACAGUCUGGAUUGGAUACCCUAAGCAGCCUCUGCAACCUGCCAUAUACUGGUGGUAUCUCUUGGAAAUCAGCUUCUACUUCUCCUUGCUACUCACUUUGACCAAUGAUGUGAAGAGGAAGGACUUCAAGGAGCAAGUUAUACACCAUGUUGUUACUAUCACAUUGCUCUUCUUCUCCUAUUCUGCCAACUUUAUGCACAUUGGUGCCUUGGUGCUGUUGCUACAUGAUGUUUCAGAUAUCUUCAUGGAGGCUUGUAAAAUGUUAAUUUACGCAAACUGGAGUCAAGCUCGGGACAUAAUGUUUGUCCUCUUUGCCGUGGUGUUCUUCAUCAGCAGACUCAUUUUCUUCCCAAUCAAAGUUCUCUACAAUACUUACUAUACUUUCCUGACCAACUACAAGUAUUUCUUUGGAUACUAUUUUGCCAAUACUCUCUUGACGGUCCUGCAGAUUCUCAACAUCUUCUGGUUUUUCCUUAUCCUACGAAUGUUCUACAAGCUUUUAUCAAUGGGCCAGGUGAAGAAUGAUGUGAGGAGUGACAUAGAGGAGGAUGACAUGAGUGAUGAGCAGUUGACAAUGAGACAGCAGAGCAAUGGGAAACCCCAGUCCAAUGAUGUCACAGAUCUUCGGGCUCGAGGGGUUCGAGGGUCUGCUCAAUUUGCCACUGAGCCUAUACCAGUGGCAUAAUAUAGUCCAGCCCAGUGAACCAUCAGCCCUUGGAUGAUUGGGCUCCUAAGUACUUGAAAAGUGAUCCACCCUGGGAAAUGUCUCAGAUUAUGAUUGAACAUGGACUCCAUAGAACUGUCUCCCUGUGUCUGUCCCUGUCAGAGAACCUUUACUGGUUCUCCUGGUGGAGGAGGAAGAAUGGAAUAUCUCUGCUAAAUAUUUUAUGGUAAAUUUAGUGAUCUUUCUUUUGAUCGGCCUUUUCUCCUGAACCAUUGUCCUUGGUCUUGGCUACUGAUGCCUGUCACUUAGAAGCACAGAGUGAAGGGGAGAGGUAUGAAGAAAGAGCAGGGAGAUCCCCUCAGAAGAAUCCCCUGGGGACUGCCCAACAUCCUUAAGGAGAUCUUGAAGGAGAUGGCUGCUCCCUGAGCCAAUGAGAGACUUGUAGGCCUGGGACUGGAGUGGGCUAACUAGCCUCAGACUUGUCUUCCUAGCCCAGCAGGGAGUUGUCCCUGACAAAUCCUAAGGAAAAGAGAAGUCUAUUCAAGGUAGGGAUGAAUGUGUAGAACCUGGGUUCACCAGACCCAGAAAGUAAGCAAUAAAAUUUGAAUGGUGCAGGA
Molecule: messenger RNA, 1914 nt
Organism: Antechinus flavipes (yellow-footed antechinus)
Lineage: Eukaryota; Metazoa; Chordata; Mammalia; Dasyuromorphia; Dasyuridae
Product: ceramide synthase 4-like
Exons: 11
Coding region: 143-1318 (391 amino acids)
Biological process (GO): ceramide biosynthetic process
Cellular component (GO): membrane
Molecular function (GO): sphingosine N-acyltransferase activity; DNA binding
Source: RefSeq, a predicted model, not a curated record